Mesorhabditis belari is the source of this 603-nucleotide messenger RNA. The record is from the annotation of a GenBank genome assembly. NCBI's taxonomy places the organism in Eukaryota, Metazoa, Nematoda, Chromadorea, Rhabditida, Rhabditidae.
AUGAUCAGUUGGGAAGAGUUUGGGUGGAAAAAUGAUGUGAAUAGGUACAUUCCCCUGUACCUCAGAAUCAAUUCCUUAAUCCUGAAGCGUUCACAUCCAUUAGACUCCCAAGAGGGAGGACUCCUCCCUCCACAUUUAUCACAUCAUCAACAAGGAUUCGAUGAAACCGAUUACAUCUUCAUGCAAAGCAAGAAAAUGUUGACUGCAGCGGCUCUGGGGGCUGGGUCAUCAUCCGCCUCAGCCGGUGCAACAACCCCGUCUUCUCUUUGCUCGACACCGGUGUCACUUCUUCAACAAAGCGCUCUUCUCCCCUAUGCAUCAGCAGCCGCAUCAACAUUGGCUGCCUCAGCUCCCCUUUAUCAACAAAUGGCCUUACAACAACAGCUGAGUGCUGGUGGAGGUCUGACGAGUGGGAUGGGAAUGAUCGGUGGUGGGCAGGGUAAUGCCUCGUAUGAGGGGAUUCCAAUCUUCAUUGUCCCUCAAACAGGCGCCACACCUGGUGCCACCACCGUCUCCUUGGCGGCUCUUCAAAAAGCAGCGGAGAUCAAAGCAACCCUCUUGGCGAACGCGUUGACUGAGCCGAAAGUUGACACGAGUAGUGAG